UGCUAAGCGAGUUACUAAUUAUAUCGUUGCUGACUAAUACUUGCCAAUUUGUCCGCUUGACGUAAACGUUAUUAUACCGUAAAGUAGCCCGCUGUGAGGUAACGCUAAGGAUAAGAUUUUGGCGUAGAUCGACGAAUUUGCCAAAAAUUGAUCCAGCACGAUAGUCAGAUGUGCCAAUAAUAACCAGAGGAGCAGACUCGUUAUCAGUGCCUUUAUCGCUGAAAUUAUUAAUAUUGCUAAUUGACAGUUACGAUGAUCAGCAGCUGGUCAUUGUGAUAUACGUCAGUAUGAAAAUAGCAAUAGUUGCUGGAUUGCUGUUGGAAUAAACAGGAUACAGAAGUGCCGUUGUGACGAUGGUUACUGGAAUCGCUACGAUCAUCAGAAUCCUUAACCCACUCUUUGACGUCUCUCGGCUGUCUUACGAGUUAUUUGUACUAUCAACAAGGAUAAGUCUGGAAAUCAUUAUAGCCACGUACAGACUUCUGAUACCAGUAUCGAUGAAGAAUCUAUGUGGUGAAACAGUUCUUGUAACAGGGGCUGGUCACGGAAUUGGCAAGGAAUUGGCAGUGCAACUUGCUGGCAUGGGUUGUAUUGUCGUAUGUUGGGAUAAUGACAGGGAUGCCAAUCGGUCGACAAUGAAUGAAAUAUUAGAAGCUGGGGGUGAAGUAUACGGAUACGUAGUUGACGUUGCCAAAAGGAUGGAAAUUCGCGAAGCUGUCAGGUUGAUGAGAAAAGUGGGCAUUCCCGAAGUGACUAUUCUAGUCAACAAUGCAGCCAUAUUGAUGCACAAAUCAUUAUUAUCCCACGAAGAUAACGAGAUAGAAGAUACAUUCGCUGUGAAUGUUUUUUCGAAUUUUUGGACGAUAGAAGCAUUUUUACCUGCUAUGCUUCAGAACGACAAAGGCCACAUAGUCUGCAUGAGUAGCAUGUGUGGCAUAUAUGGGAUUCCACAAAAAGUCCCUUACUGUUCCUCGAAAUUUGCUAUUCGCGGCUUCAUGGAAGCUCUCCGCGAGGAAGUUCGACUUUUCCAAAGAAAACUAGGCGUACGUUUCACUACGAUUUAUCCGUUUUACGUUAAUACAGGUUUAGCCAGGGAUCCAAAGUACAGAUUUCCUUACAUAUUUCGUGCAGUCUCACCAGCUUAUGCAGCUCAGGAAGUCAUUAAGGCUGUGCGUAGAGACUAUACGGAGUAUUCCAUACCUAGAUGCCUCUUUUCGUUAAAUUCGAUAAACAGGAUCCUUCCCGAAUCAGCAAUGAGAUUGAUUUUGGAUUACUUGGCAGAUAUUAGUAACAAGGAACAACAAUCAGAAGAGAGCUCUUAAAAAAUUCUAAUAUAAUUUAACGAUCGCUUAUGAAUUAUAACGAUGUAGAUAUUCGAGUAAUUAUAUACGAAUAAUUAUAGUCAGUGACAAAUGCCCCAAUAAUGUCAUAAUAAAAGUAAUUAAAAAUUAAAAAUUUUCCAUAGGGAUCCGAUUACCAUAGUCAUU
Molecule: messenger RNA, 1487 nt
Organism: Cephus cinctus (wheat stem sawfly)
Lineage: Eukaryota; Metazoa; Arthropoda; Insecta; Hymenoptera; Cephidae
Gene: firl
Product: short-chain dehydrogenase/reductase family 16C member 6
Exons: 9
Coding region: 354-1322 (322 amino acids)
Cellular component (GO): lipid droplet
Molecular function (GO): oxidoreductase activity, acting on the CH-OH group of donors, NAD or NADP as acceptor
Source: RefSeq, a predicted model, not a curated record